GAGAGAGAGACCUAGAGAGAGAAGUCACCAUUUAAGACCCCAUGUACAUUGGUGUUCGUUAAAACCUUCCUCACUUUACCCUUUACAAACCCUAGAUCUUAUAAAUCCAAAUUUCCCUUUACAAACCCUACGCCACUGAGUUUUCACUGUGCGUUGUUCACAAGCACAGUCUAAAAGAGCUUUUUGUCAAACCCCAUUUUGCAGAUCUGAUUCAAUUGGGGUCGCGGCUAAAUUCUUCUGUAGCUCGUUAUCGAAUUGUCAGAAUUUGUGUUCUUGAUUGAUCGGUUGUGAUUUGAGGAUAUACUACUGUAUAUGCGGUUUUAGUGUUUUAUCUGGCUAGAAGAUUCUCAUGGCUAUGCCAUCGGGAAAUGUGGGCGUACCGGAUAAAGUAUCGUUUCAGAGUGGUGGUGGCGGUGGAGUUGCGGUGAGUGGUGGCGGUGGCGAGAUCCAUCAACACCACCCCCGCCCCUGGUUUCCUGAUGAGCGUGAUGGGUUUAUCUCAUGGUUGCGAAGUGAAUUUGCUGCUGCGAAUGCAAUGAUUGAUGCCCUUUGCCAUCACUUGCGUGCUGUGGGAGAGCCUGGGGAGUAUGAUGUGGUUAUUGGGUGUAUACAGCAGCGGCGGUGUAAUUGGACGCCCGUGAUUCAUAUGCAACAGUACUUUUCAGUGGCAGACGUGAGCUAUUCCCUUCAGCAGGUCAUUUCAAGGAGGCAACAGAGGUAUAUCGAUCCCGUAAAAGUGGGGCCGAAGUUCUAUAGGAGACCUGGGCCAGGGUUUAAGCAGCAGCAGCAGCAGCAGCAGGGCCAUAGGAUUGAAGCCACAGUCAAGGAAGAGAUGGUCACUUGUGCAGAGUCAUGUAAUGGUGGGAAUUCUUCAAGUUUUGUAGGCUCUAGGAAGGUGGAGCAAGUAAGUAAUACGUGCGAGGAAAGUAAAGCAUCGGGGGAGGACGAAAAUUUGAACGACAAAGAUUCAGGGUCAGCUGAGGACAGAAAAGAUACUCAUGGGAAGGACCAAGGUAAUAGCAAACCGAAGUGUGCAGAACAUUUAGAAGAUAAUGCAAGUAAUAAAGAAUCUCAUGUUGAACCUACUGACGAUGGAUGUUCUUCAAGUAAUAGAAAUAAGGAGUUGCAAUCUGUUCAAAGCCAGAAUGGAAAGCAGUAUGCUGCGACAACCCCGAGAACCUUUGUUGCCAAUGAGAUGCUUGAUGGAAAGAUGGUUAAUGUGAUGGAUGGAUUGAAAUUGUUCGAAGAUUUUUUGGACGAUGCUGAGGUUUCAAAGCUUCUUUCAUUGGUGAACGAUUUGAGAGCUUCUGGAAAGAGGGGGCAAUUUCAAGGUUCGACAUAUGUGGUCUCAAAAAGACCCAUGAAGGGACAUGGGAGAGAGAUGAUCCAACUAGGCUUUCCCAUUGCAGAUCAUCCUCAUGAUGAUGACAACUCUUCAGGGCUCUCAAAAGAUCGAAGAAUAGAAUCCAUCCCGUCGUUGCUUCAAGAUCUCAUCGAUCGCUUGGUUGGAGAGCAAAUGAUGUCAGUGAAACCAGAUUCCUGCAUCAUUGACUUUUAUAACGAGGGUGAUCAUUCUCAGCCUCAUGUCUGGCCACCAUGGUUUGGGCGGCCCGUUGGUGUCCUCCUUUUGACUGAAUGUGAAAUGACCUUUGGUAGAGUAAUUGGUACAGACCAUUCUGGCAACUAUAAAGGGGCUAUGAAGCUGUCUCUUGCACCCGGAACCCUUCUUGUUGUGGAAGGAAAAUCUGCAGAUUUUGCUAAGCAUGCAAUUCCCGCCAUCCGCAAGCAACGUAUACUUGUUACCUUGACCAAAUCACAACCAAAAAGAGCUGUACCCUCUGAUGGGCAACGCACAUCUUUGAAUGUAGGUCCAUUUGCCAGUUGGGGUCCUCCAUCUGUUAGAUCGCCGAACCCUCGCCUUUCCCCUGGACAGAAGCACUACGCUUCAGUUCCAUCAACAGGGGUUCUACCAGCGCCACCCAUUCGUCCCCAAAUGCCGCCACCAAAUGGCAUCCCACCCCUAAUUGUCUCUCCCGUAGCAUCACCUAUGCCGUUCCCUCCUCCUGUGCCGAUCCCAACUGGUCCACCCACAUGGCCUACUGCACAUCCAAGGCAUCCUCCACCGCGCCUCCCUGUUCCAGGUACUGGAGUAUUCCUUCCCCCUCCAGGUUCUUCUAGUGCUCCAUCUCCAGCUCCUCAACAGUUGCCAAACUCCACUGUUGAGACGGGUUCCCUUUCAGAAAAGGAGAACGGUUCGACAAAAUCUGAUCAUAAUGCAGGUGCUUCUCAAGGAGAAAAAUCAGAAGCAAAGCCUCAAAGACAAGAAUGCAAUGGAAGUGAGAGUGAAAAAGUGAGGGAGGAAGAGCAGCAGGAGCAGCAAGAACAAAGUGAGAAUCUGCAGGCCCAACAUGCAGGAGAUGGAGCAGUUUAGAGAGAAGAAGAUACAUUACUUAAGAGAAAAGAGAGAAGAAAACCAGGUAGGCUGCGGAGUUGAAUGAGUUACAACAAGCAAAAUGUAGAGAGCGGCAACAUUGAAGACCGAUGAUUAUCACACACUAAACACUACUACUACUACUAUUACUACUACUACUACUACUACUACCAAGGAGAACAAGGGGAGUUCUCUUUCAAAAUCCCUUUUUUUGUUCUAAAGAAUUUCAUGCCAUAUGGAACUUUGGAUCUUACUUGUCAUCUUUUUUAAAAAGAGAUUUUUUAGGGAAUUCUUUUUUGGGUUUAAACAGUUGAAAAAAA
Molecule: messenger RNA, 2751 nt
Organism: Cucurbita maxima (winter squash)
Lineage: Eukaryota; Viridiplantae; Streptophyta; Magnoliopsida; Cucurbitales; Cucurbitaceae
Exons: 9
Coding region: 350-2431 (693 amino acids)
Biological process (GO): mRNA catabolic process
Molecular function (GO): mRNA binding; demethylase activity
Source: RefSeq, a predicted model, not a curated record